Echinococcus granulosus is the source of this 483-nucleotide messenger RNA. RefSeq names its product Choline/ethanolaminephosphotransferase. Gene Ontology annotation, biological process: phosphatidylethanolamine biosynthetic process. The record is from RefSeq and is a predicted model, not a curated record. Gene Ontology annotation, cellular component: endoplasmic reticulum membrane; Golgi apparatus. Bases 1 to 483 code for a protein of 160 amino acids. The transcript has 4 exons. Gene Ontology annotation, molecular function: ethanolaminephosphotransferase activity; diacylglycerol cholinephosphotransferase activity. Lineage: Eukaryota; Metazoa; Platyhelminthes; Cestoda; Cyclophyllidea; Taeniidae.
AUGGUUGCAGUGCGCUCGCCAUUGCAGCUUUACACAAAUCACCUUGUCCUCUUUCUUAUCACCUUCGGGUUUGUCGCUGUGAAGGUCAUCUUGAAACUUGUGGUUGACCAUAUGUCAAAGAGUGAAAUGACCUUCAUAGAUUCAGUUUUGGUUGGUCCAUUUGCCCUCUUCUUUAAUCAGUACUUCAACUGUCCAAUUCCGGAGUCCUUUGUACUCUGGUGCUGCUGUAUUCUCGCUGUUGCUGAUGUGCUGCUCUACUCCUCGAAUGUUUGCAUACAGAUAGCAGAUUACCUUAACAUCUACAUAUUUCGAGUGGACAAACCACCUCUGCUUCUAGUGCGGCAGCCGUCGCAGUUGCAGCAGCAGCAACUGGAUGUGAACGUCGGCUCUUCGAUGCCCGCUUCCUCUCGAAUGCGCCGCCUUCGCUCUGAUCAGGGUCAGACGGUGCUGUACGACGAGGAUGUCUCGUAUGCCAAUCGCUAA